Molecule: messenger RNA, 697 nt
Organism: Meloidogyne enterolobii
Lineage: Eukaryota; Metazoa; Nematoda; Chromadorea; Rhabditida; Meloidogynidae
Source: the annotation of a GenBank genome assembly
UUUUUCAACAAUAAAGACAAAAAAACUUCAAAAAAUGUCUCUUAAUUCGGUUAAAUUAUCUAUUUUCACUUCAAUUUUCUUUUUGGGAAUUUUUUAUUCUUUUGGAAUGAUGGGAGAACGUUCUAGGGAGUGCGAUGAAUUAUUAUGGGAUGCGGGAUUUAAAGGGAUUGAAAAAUUCCACAAUAUUUGUACAAAUCCAACGGCAAUAAAAUCUGAUAUUCAAACACAACUUCUUGCCUGGGCAGCGGAAUUUAAUGUUUCUACCAAAUUCCAAACAUGUUCAAAUUGGCAUCAAGAAGUUUUAACAAAUAUUACAAAUUAUGCCAACAACAAUUUUAAAGGAUCGUUGUUUGAUUUGGUGAAUAAUUUAGUUACCAUUUUGUCAGACAAUUCAAAAACUCGAGUUCAUGAAUGUAAUGCGACUUUUGCUUUACUCGAAGCAGCUUCACCAAGGCCAGAAAGUAACAAAACAAUGCGACAUGAACAUAUGAGUUGUAUGCAUCCACCCCCAUCUUCAAGUGUUUGUACUUUAUAUCCACAAGAAUGUUAUCAUGGAAGAGUUCCUUUUCCGAUAGAUAAUAAUAGAGGAGGUGAAAUGCAUGAUAAUAGAGAAGGAGGAACGGAACAUGUAAACUUUCAGCAUGUUCCCAAAAAUGAAAAUGAAGGAGGAUAUGGAAAUAAUAAUAAUCAAUCAUAA